Molecule: messenger RNA, 1151 nt
Organism: Protopterus annectens (West African lungfish)
Lineage: Eukaryota; Metazoa; Chordata; Ceratodontiformes; Protopteridae
Product: centrosomal protein of 57 kDa-like
Exons: 4
Coding region: 1-648 (215 amino acids)
Cellular component (GO): centrosome
Molecular function (GO): microtubule binding
Source: RefSeq, a predicted model, not a curated record
AUGGUUGUGUCCGCAAGCCCCAGUCACUCUGUCCGGGCAAAUGUGCAGCACGUUUUGUUCCUGAUGAAGCAACAUAAUCCUGUUCUUUGUAAUGAUAGAGUAGUUAGUGAUGCACUAUUAAUGAAGAAACAUGGUCGCAGUGCCAGCGUAAGGAGGAGAAGGUCAUCAGUCACUUCCACAGAUUCUUCUACAUCUGAUGAAGAACUGUCAGAACUUCUGCUGAUGCUGCAAGAUGAGUUUGGACAGAUGAGUUUUGAGCACCAGGAGCUGACGAAGCUAAUUGCCACAGCAAAGUCUGAUGCAAUGAGGGAGGACUUGGAGAGAGAACUAGAAGCUCUGGUAAAAAGAAUGGAGGCCAAAGGAGAACAAAUAGCUAAAGUUCGGAAGCACAAAUUACAGCUGGGAAAACUCAGAAGGAGGUCAGUGACUCAAAGGAAUAUUUCUAGUAGCCAGAAGACAAAGGAUGAUGGAACUCUUAAUGGAAUGAAUGAAGUGAAGGUCACAACAACAGUGACUACUAGGGGAAGAAAUGCUGGUCCUAUUAAAAUUCGGCCUGGAGAAAAGAGCAAGGAAAGUCUCCAGUUACUGAAGGACAUGCAAACCCUGCAAACUUCUCUUCAAAGACAGGAUAUCAGAUGGGAUUACUAGUGCAAAAAAUUCUGCUGUGACUUUUUGUUUAAAAUUUGGUGUGAUAUAUGCUGAUGUUUUAUACUACCCUAUGGAAAUAUGUUUCAGAGCCAGUAGGUUUGUCAAAGACCAUACAUUUAAAACUAAUAGUGAGAAUGUUGCCUCAGUAAGUAUUUAGUGUCUGUUUAGUUUUACUAAGCAGUGGUGUGUACCUUUACGGGCAUUGUACCCCCAUGUGAAAAUGUAGUUGGAUAGUUUAGACAGGUCCACUAUUUGAUCACUCAUUCCUAACUGAAUGGUCUCUGAGUUGGCUGGCAUUCUUACAAACAAAGUUCUUAUUGCACCUAUGUUUUACUGCAUUACUUGAAAUUUGUGGAAUUACUCAGUGUGAGAGCCUGUAUUUUUUUCUGCAUUUGUAUUACCUGAAAUUUGUGGAAUUCUGUAUGAGAUGUCUGUAAUUCUACUAAAGGAGUUAUCUGUAUUUGACUUAAAAGAUUUUUAAAUAAAUAUUUAUUUUUUUUAAA